AUGGAGAAUCAUCACUAUGCUCUCUCUGCAGAGCAAGUUUCGAGUUUCCAGGAGCGAGGUUACUUGCUAGUGCGGCAGUUCUUUACUCCCAGUGAAUCAGAGCUGCUACAGCAAUGGGCACAAGAGGUUCACGAUCUCCCUUGUACUCCCGAUACACCAUGGAUGCCUUAUGAAGAGGUGAACGCCGAGGGAAAGCGCGUGCUUUGUCGCACGGAGAAUUUCGCGAAUUCCCACCCAGGAUUCGAUAGUUUCCUACGGGGUCAGCGUGCUACCAGUAUUUUGCAACAGCUCGCCGGAGAAGAAAUGCUUCUUUUCAAAGAGAAAAUCAACUACAAGCUGGCCGGAAGUGGUGGAUUUGACCCCCAUAUCGAUGCAAAUGCUUACACCCACGUUAAGAUGAUCAAACAUUUGACAAUCUUGGCUGCCGUCGACGCAAUGAACUCCGUCAAUGGAGGUUUGGAAGUUGUCGACGGAAGUCAUCGUAUGGAGAUUCCUCUCGGUAGUGAUCGAUGCAUUGAACCCACUUGGGUGAAAUCAAACACCUGGACUUCUGCCGAGCUUGAAGCUGGCGAUAUUUUGAUCUUUGGCUCAUAUUUGGCUCAUAGAAGCGGUGCCAAUACCAGUUCCAAGGAUCGUCGAGCGGUUUACGCAACUUACAACUGCGCCACUGACGGAAAUCUGCAUGAUCAGUACUAUAUAGAUCGCCAGAAGCUUUGGCCAGCAACUCACAUGCGGAAGGAAGGAGAAUCCUACGAAGAAGGCCGAGCUCGUUACGCUUUUGGUUCGCCCAUGUUGACGGUGGACUCAGAGGCCAUCCCUGUAUAG
Messenger RNA from Penicillium nucicola, 825 nucleotides. Its product is annotated as phytanoyl-CoA dioxygenase family protein. NCBI's taxonomy places the organism in Eukaryota, Fungi, Ascomycota, Eurotiomycetes, Eurotiales, Aspergillaceae. Bases 1 to 825 code for a protein of 274 amino acids. The record is from RefSeq and is a predicted model, not a curated record. The transcript has 3 exons.